UGCUUCACUUAAAACACAACCAAAACCCAGAAAUACUUUGAUCUCAUCUGAGUAACCUAAAUCAGCACUCACUCAAUAUCCAUAUCUAUAUCUACCGGUUCCUUACUUCCAAGGUUAUCAUCGACUCAUUAUUGAAUGUCUUUAUCUCACUGAUAUCGACAUACUGUACUAAAUACACUAGCUACCCCUUUCUAUACAGGGAGAGUACAAUCAGUCAGAUAUCACCAAAAACCCAUUCACAGAUCAUCCAACCCAAACCCAAACCACCCCUCCUCCCCCCACCUUCCACUUUAAGACGUGGCAGGAGAGCAUUUGACAUUAAAAUCUAAUAACUUCCUUCCUCGACAACUCACACUCCAUACAUUUUUGAGUCCCAUCAAAUCAAUACACACUGCAUCCACUUAUUCUUGGUUAUCCCGAUAUAUCUGUUUGCUCUUCCUGCACUCGUACUAUUGGUCUCUUGUUAAACAUUGCGGAAGAAGCUUGUAGCGAAGCCAAUCCCUUUCAUAGUCAAGGGUUCUGAGAUACGGGUUGGCAAAUAUGUUUUCUUCGAAGAAACCAUAUUCAGCAGUUACUGUCGCUAUCGAACGCCUCACUAGUGAAGAAACCGAAGAUGGUGCCUAUGGGGGUAUUCCAGAUUUGGUAGACGUUAUCAAACUUCAAUCUACUGGUCCUAGAGAAGCCACUAGAGCUCUUCGAAAGAAGCUCAAGUAUGGCAAUGUACAACGUCAGCUUCGAGCUUUAGAAAUUUUGGAUGGCCUCGUUCAGAAUGCCGGCCCAAAAUUUGAACAUGUUUUUGGCGCCGAUGAUGCUUUCCUCGAACGUCUACGUGUCUGCGGUGUUUCAAGCACUUCAGAUCCUGCAGUGAGAGCUAAGUGCAGAGAGCUAUUUCGAGGCUGGGCCAUCAAAUAUAAGAAGGUCCCUGGAAUGGAAGAUGUCGUCAAUCUACUUCAUGCACUGCCUGAUACAAGGAAAGUUGUCACGCAAGAUAGAUCGAAAGUUCUUCGCGAAACAGAGGAAAAUCCCUUCCAGGAUGAUGAGCUUGAGGAGCCAUCCACACCUGGCUCUUCUAAAUUAGGCCCUUCUAAAGCCGGACCUCCUCACUCAAGACAAAGUUCUUUAACAACUGCAUCUGCUAGUACUAGAGAACGGGCAUCCUCUAUCAUGUCUGGAUCUGCUAAGAAGGUCAAGAAAGAUGAUAAAAAGGACAAGAAGAAGAAAAAUAAGCCUUUCAACCUAGAAGCCGAGAAAGAAGCAAUGAAGGCUGCUAUUGCGGACUCAACUGUUGCAUCUACCAAUCUUUUAAAUGCCUUGAGACAUAUCGAUCGAGAGAAAGAGCGAAUCUCUGAAAACAAAACAGCUUCGCAGUAUUUUGACACCUGUAAAUUGCUACGAAGAAAGAUUCUCAGAUAUAUCCAACAUGUAGAGGCCGAAGAAUGGCUUGGAGGGCUUCUUCACGCAAAUGAUGGAUUGGUCAAUGCCUUAAUGACAUUUGAACAAUUGGAUAGAUCGAUUGACGCAGACAGUGACUCUGACGACGAAAUGGCCGAGCAAGCUCAUCUUUACAAAAUGGCGGAAAUUGGUAAUGCGGACCGUAAGGCAGGCCGUAGAGCUAGUGAUUCAACAACACAACAAUUGCAUGAUCUUACGCUCGGUACCGGCCCACUUACAGGCCCACAUAGUCCAACCAAGCCAGCUCAUCGUCCUGCACCACCUACUCCGGUUCAAACGACUCACCCGAGACAGGAGGAAUCGGAGGACGAAGAGGAAGAGGAGGAUGAAAAUGACCCUUUUGCUGAUCGCAAUGCUCUUGAUUGAGCGUAGGUUUUGGAUACCCUGUUAGAUCGGAAGACUACCAUCUGGGGUAGAGGAUUGUUGUAGAUUGUUGUGAAUUGGUCGAAGUGGAUUGGUUGAUUUAGAUUGGCCGUUUUGAAAGCAGAUGGGAGUUGUUGUAUUGGCAAAUCAUAGCGUGGAUGGAGGAAUAUCUUUUGGUGCGGUGCCGUGCCGUGCAGUGAGGUGUGAAUCUUGGCGAUGAUGGACUGAGGCUGAAGAAAUCAUGGAUAAUGAAUGAACGGAUGGGCGAUAGAAUAAUUAAGUACGAAAGUUUACCAAUUGCAUAGUUUAGAACCAUGAUUACGUUUUAG
Molecule: messenger RNA, 2144 nt
Organism: Botrytis porri
Lineage: Eukaryota; Fungi; Ascomycota; Leotiomycetes; Helotiales; Sclerotiniaceae
Exons: 5
Coding region: 541-1818 (425 amino acids)
Biological process (GO): actin filament organization; endocytosis; actin cortical patch localization
Cellular component (GO): actin cortical patch
Molecular function (GO): phosphatidylinositol binding; ubiquitin binding
Source: RefSeq, a predicted model, not a curated record